Molecule: messenger RNA, 1536 nt
Organism: Serendipita indica DSM 11827
Lineage: Eukaryota; Fungi; Basidiomycota; Agaricomycetes; Sebacinales; Serendipitaceae
Source: the annotation of a GenBank genome assembly
AUGGAAUACAAACUUCCAAAUCAUUCAGACUCGUUUAUCUCAGAUCCGCUCUCUGUUCUCGACUCUGACGGACUCGAGGUUUCCUAUUGGGCGUUUCUCACCACUUUGCUGGAUCCCAUCGCUUCAAGUAGAGUCAAACUAAGCCAUCAGACCCAUAGGGAUCUCGUCUUUGAAGAUAAGACUCGAGAACCACUCACGGCGAGCGAGAUAUACAAGCAUUUCACGAAUGCAAUCGAGACUAUUGCAUACUCCCUCACUGGUAGCGGGAAUUCGGACAAUUCCCUCCUACUCGCGUAUUGGCCAGACCCUCUCUCGCCGCAGUUGGUGCAGCGUAUCGUUCACGCAGCACUUCAACUCCCUACACUUAUACCAGAAGGAUAUCUACCUGUACUGGGACGGUCAUUGGGCGCGCAAUACUCCGGCUCACCUACGAUUCAGCAGGUCGUUACUCUAACCACCGAACAAGUGGCGUGUAUCGUCUGCCACAUGGUUCUGGGAACGCUGCCUAAGCCACCGUGGGCUACAAUAUCCGUCGAAGAAGGAGGUGGAUUCUCCUGGGACGGACCCAACCUCUCGCCUGCCUGGUUUGCUGACGACGGAAGAGGCAGCAAGGAGAUCAAGUCAGCGUACAUUCGGGUUUUACUCGCUUACUUGGAUGCUACGCUUCCCGUCCCUCACUCUUCGGAUACUCCUGGCCGCAGAGGAGUGGAUUGUAUCACAUACCAGAUUGUGGAAGGUAACUUCAAGGAGACUCGUGAUAGAGGAGAGGAAAUUGAAAUGGAAUCUGGAAAUGAAUUAGUUGAUAUAUUGACCAGCGUGCUUUCUGAAAAGCCAGAAGGGGUCUUUAGCACACAUACUCUUGUCCCGCUGCGGAUCAUACUGCUCGAACAAGAAGAGGAUGAUGAUCACGAGGAGUGCUUUACCGUCGACAUUGCCAGUACGAUAGUCUGCCAACUCGUUUCAGCCAACUCGGAGAUUGGAUUUGGUCCGGCUGCCACACAGGAAGAACGUCUCUUCGGUGCCGUACCAACACUCCUCCCAGCUGUACUCUUUACUCCUCGCCUAAGGCCGACCCAGGGUCUCCUCGUCUCAGGAGAUGGAAUAAACGUAUUUGGUCACUUCAAGGGUCAUCUUCGCAGUGCCCGACUUGAGCGCAUCUACCCUAGACAAGCCGAGGGAGCUGAGGGAGGGUUGUUCCAUUCGCGCAAAGGGAGGCAGUUCCUAUUCCUGGACGCGCUCGAGAUGGAUGGCGAACUACAUGGCCGAGAUGCCGAACUCCCGCUCAUGGAACCGGCGAGCAUGGUGACUGGAACCGAUCUGGCAUCUGCGGUUAGCGCAUCACUCGAGCUCCGUUUGGCGGUGAAGAAGGCUUGGUGGGAGGCCCUCGAUGCAGAGUGGCGAAUGUUCCUUGAGAUGAUUCUCAAAGGCCAAAACAUCCGGACCAAGGCACCAGGAAGCAAUAUCGCUCCAUCACCGCCCCUGCCCUGGACAGUUGGCAUGCUGUGGACCAGGCUCAGGGCCAUGGAAAGGAGAUAG